Notolabrus celidotus (New Zealand spotty) is the source of this 3209-nucleotide messenger RNA. It is a transcript of the gene pkp2, whose product is annotated as plakophilin 2. Gene Ontology annotation, biological process: intermediate filament bundle assembly; cell-cell junction assembly; heart development. Bases 174 to 2549 code for a protein of 791 amino acids. The record is from RefSeq and is a predicted model, not a curated record. Lineage: Eukaryota; Metazoa; Chordata; Actinopteri; Labriformes; Labridae. The transcript has 13 exons. Gene Ontology annotation, cellular component: nucleus; intercalated disc; intermediate filament. Gene Ontology annotation, molecular function: alpha-catenin binding; molecular adaptor activity; intermediate filament binding.
GCGACACCUGACACCUCAGGUGCGUCGUCUCUCGCCCCGCCCUCUCUCAGUGUCAGUGCGUCGGUGGAUUCACCUGAGCUGGACAACAAAGCAGGACUCCACAGUAAUCCAGGAAAUGUACCUAUCAGGUUCAAUGAAGGCACCGAGUUAGACUCUUCGCAGAAUUGGUCACAAUGGAAGAAGUGUUUUUCAAAUCUGCUUUACCUGCUCAGGAGUCGUUCGUGCUGGAUGACACCAGCCUGGCUCUGCCAACCGAGCCGACUCCGAGAUCCUCGACACGGGUGAACUCCAACGAGAGGAACCUCCGUGUUCACCAGCAGGUUCAGCUCACCUUGGCUCGAAAGGCGAAAAAGAGUGGGUCAAAUGGUAGUGUCCAUUUACAGAAAAGCACAACAAAGACCUUUGAUGCUGCAGAUGGACUUUUACACAACACGAAGGUUAAUGGAUACUGCUUCAGCAACAAUGCUCUCUCUACCAACCAUGUGCGUAGACCAUCCAGGAGGGUGGAAGUUUCUCCCCCACACAGCCCAGACAUCGCCCGCAAUCGAUUAACUUACAGCUCCAACCGUUAUGCCACAUACACCCACCCAGGACCCAGUCAGCCACAUAGGAUUGGAGCCCUGCUGGACAACACUCUCAGUUCCAACUCAUUUCGUCGUUAUGCCUUCUCAGAGGCUCCUUGUAUCAGACGACCGCUAGCAUCCUCAUCGACACUCGGGAGCUACCGUGGGAGGUCCCAGAGACAGAUCGCAACUCCACAGCCUGUGUUUGCAAAUGCAGCGUUUCAGCAGAGUGGUGAAUUUGGCUCUCGCUGGGGUCACAGCCAAACCAUUGUCAAACAGGAUAAACAUGUGGUGCAGGGACAGAACGGUGAAAAGAUGCAUAGUGCUAAUCAGCCUGAUGAGGCCUUGUCCUGGUUGGCUAAGGUCAGGAAUGAUGGUCAGAGGCUCAACAGACUGAAUUCUUACCCCCCCUCAGUCAUCAGCAUGGAGGUGGACAUGGGGAGGCAGAUGGAAGUAGAGACCCCCAUUCAGCAGAUUCAAACACAGAACGUCAUGACACUGAAGUCGGAGAACAAGCCUCCAGAGAUGACAAUAGAGAGAGCCAUAAAACUACUGGAGGAGGAAAACGAGGAAACCCUCAUCAGUGCAGCCAGUUACAUACAGAGUCAAUGUUUCAAGAGUGCAGAAGCAAAGAAGAUGGUAUAUUAUCUUCGUGGAAUAGGAAAGCUUCUGCUGCUCCUGCGCAGCGACAAUGAGGAGGUGCAGAGUGUCGGCGCUGGGGCCCUGCGUAAUGUCGUUUACCAGAGUGCUGAAAACAAGAUGGAGGUGAAGGAGAACAACGGCCUGGCUUCCAUUUUUCGAGCACUGAAGAGCAGCCGUGAUGUUGAGACCAGAAGAGAACUUACAGGUCUGUUGUGGAACCUCUCCUCUCAUGACCUUUUGAAGGAGCGCCUUUCCAGAGAGGCUUUAUCCGUCCUCACCCACUCCGUCCUUGUGCCCAGUUCUGGCAUUUCUGAAGGGGAGAACCCAAAAGAUGAGCUCCUAGCAGAUGAUGAUGCCUUCCACAAUGCCACUGGCUGCCUGAGAAAUCUGAGCUCUGCUGGUCCAGAAAGCAGGAGAGCAAUGAGGGACUGUGAGAAUCUUAUUGACUCUCUGGUCUACUACGUCCGGGGAGCCAUAGCUGACUACAAGACGGAUGACAAGUCCACAGAGAACUGCAUGUGCAUCUUGCACAACCUGUCCUAUCAGAUGGAGGCAGAGCUCCCUAAGAAGUACAUCGCAGAUCUCGGAGAAUCUCGACAAAACUUGGCUCCCCAGCCCAAGCCUCUCGGCUGCUUUGCUUAUCGCAGCGCCAAGAUCACAGAGCAACUGGAGCGACACUGCCCCCUGCUGGAGGACAAGGCAAACCCUCAUGGCAUUGAGUGGUUGUGGAGCCCCAUCACAAUCAGGAUGUACCUGUCGCUGAUCGCCCGCAGCGUGCGUCCCCAAACACAGGAGGCUGCUGUCGGAGCCCUGCAGAACAUCACAGCUGGGAACGGAGUGGUAGCUGAAGCCAUCACUUUCACUAUUGUUCAGCGGGAAACUGGCCUUCAACACAUCAAGAAGAUUUUAGAAGAAGGAGAGAGUGAUGUGAAGAGGACAGCCAUAUCUUUAGUCAAAAACCUCUCACGCUACCAGGAGCUACAUCCUGAAAUCGUGAAUCAGGUGCUGCCAGAGGUGGUCAGGAUGCUGCCCCAUGACGACACCGGCACCGACCUGCCCACUGAUUUAACAGCAACUCUGUUGCACAUCCUGAUGAACCUGAGUCAGAGCGAGACGCAGCACGUUAAAGCCAUCGUCAACCAGGGAGCCCUCCCAAGGAUCAUUAACAUCAGCAGCAAGGACAACGGUUUCGGACCAACCAGAGCGGGACAGGGAGCAUGUGUCCUGCUACACACAAUGUGGAAACACAGCGAUCUCCAUGGUGCUUACAAGAAGUGUGGGUACAAGAAAACUGACUUCAUCAAUCCAAGGACAAACAAGGCUGUGAACUCUGUCAGAGACUGAGUGUGAGAUCUAAAAAUACACUCCUAGUCUGUGCUGCACCAAACAACUCGAUGAACUGCAACUCCUGUAAUGGACUGUGUGUGAGGUUUUAGUAAGUGUUGAUUUCUACGGAGGCCCCAAGCAGACAUGUGUCCAUACAUUUUAUUUACUCUGUGAUUAAACAUAGAUUACUUUGAUUUUAACUUAUGUAUCUCAUUGUUGAAAUAACAACACUGGUUGAGAUAAGUUGAUUUCUGUAGUUUUCUCAAGGAUCUCAUUUAUGAAUCCUGUAGAGAAUAGCUCCCACAAAAUAAUGGGAUCCUGUUAUGAUGAGAGAAAAAACUUAACCGUGUUAUCCUGAGAUUAGGAGAAAAAUAAGAUGAGAUCUUGAGAAAACAACCAGACAUUAUGCACUUUGAUGAUAACACAGAUUUUAAAAUAUGAAUAAGUGUGUCUCUGCUCAGGGCUUCCAUGGAUUUCCAACAUAGAGAGAGAGUUGUAUAUUAUCUUUAUUAUUUCUGCAGUCAGAACAUUGUGAACACUGCCUACAUUCCCCACAAAGGUCCCAGGAAAUGGCUUGUACAUUUUUAGAUUUAUAUGUAUUUUCUUUGUUAUAUAAUAAUAAUAAUAAUAAUAAUAAUAAUAAUAAUAAUAAUUCAUUUUAUUUAUAGGCGCCUUUCU